AUGAUGGAGUCGCGGGUGAAAAAACUUGCCGUGACGCUGAUGGAUGCCACCACUGAUAAGGAUCCAUUAGUCCAAGAACAGAUCUACAAUGCUCUGUGCUACUUGGGAGAGAGCGAGCCUGAGGAGAUCCUAAACUCUUGUGAUGAAUAUCUGCGGCAGCAUGACAAGCUGGCUUACCCCCACCGGAUAAUAAUUCUGAAGGCGAUGGAAGCGGUGCUGAAGAAUAACAUUGAUUAUCUGGACAAAAGCACGGCCAAGAUCGUUAUCUUUCUGGCAUCCAAUGAAAUGACCAAGUCAAAGGAAAUCAUUUAUGACUGGCAGCAGGCAGCAAGCAAUGUCCUGGUUGCUGCGGGGGGGCGUUUUAUCAACAAAGUGAUGGAGGAGGUGCUGACCAAAUUUCAGCCGGGGAUCCUGCCUCAUUAUUUCAUCAUGCAGACUUUCGCAAACCUCUCUGUGUCAAACGUGUUUGGGAUGGUGCCUUUCUUAAAUUCCAUCCUUGGGACCAUGCUGCCAAUGCUGGGAAUGGCCAAACAGGACCACAUGAAGUCUGUGUUUUGCUAUGCUCUGCAGCAUUUCAGUGAGAGCAUCCAGGAAUACCUGGCGAACUUGGAUAAAGCGCCUGACCCCACUGUAAGGAAAGACACCUUCUCCAAUGAGAUCUUCAACGCCUACGAUGUGCUCUUCAACAUCUGGCUGCAGAGCCGGGAGGCCAAGCUGAGACUCGCCGUCGUGAAGGCUCUUGGGCCCAUGAGUCACCUGAUGCCCAGCGAAAAGCUCGAGGAGCAGCUCCCGAGACUGGUGCCGGGAAUUCUCGCUCUCUACAAGAAGCAUGUGGAGGCCUUUUAUGUGACCAAGAGCUUGUGCCAGAUUCUUGAGGCUUCCGUCAACUUUGGCAGCCGCACUCUGGACACGCAGCUUGAUGCCCUUCUGAGCACCCUGCAUCCCCAGAUUUGUGCCCCGGUGGAGUCCUCCGUCCCCCUGAGUUUAAAAAACCACAACGAGGUCCUUCGAUGCUUCACUGUCCUUGCCUGUACGUUUCCUGAUCGCUUGCUUGGCUUCCUACUCCCAAAGCUGGAGAACCACCAUGAGAGGAUACGGGUGGGGACGCUGAUCAUCAUGAGGCAAAUUAUCAACUGUGCCCCCUCUCAGAUGGAGAUUAAAAAGCCCUUUAUUCUUUCUUCUAUGAAACUUCCUCUGCAGGACAGCAGUAAUAAGGUGAAACGGGCCGUGGUGCAGGUGAUCAGCGCAAUGGCUCACCAUGGCUAUCUGGAACAGGCAGGUGGGGAAGUCAUGAUCGAGUACAUCAUCCACCAGUGUGCCCUUCCUCCUGACACGCACCCCGGGAAGCAGACGCCGGAAGCUGACGACCUAACCAGCGACAGCGUCCAGAACAUCAGCGUCCGUACGCUCUUCCUCAUCAGCACCACUGUCGACAGGAUGGACGAGGUUCUCUGGCCGUAUCUCUUGGAGUUCGUGACCCCCAUAGAGUUUACCGGUGCCCUGACUCCCCUCUGCAGGAGCCUAAUGCACCUGGCUACGAAGAGACAAGAGGAGGGAGAGACUACCUUCCUCAUCCACUACGACACACAUGCAAACCUGCCAUCACCGUGUGCUCUAAUGGCGAGGCUGCUGACUGUGUCUUCACAGCCCUAUUUAGGGGAUGGUCGGGGGGCAGCUGCUCUGCGUCUGCUGAAUGUAUUGCACCUUAAUAUCCAUCCCAUGCUGGGCAAGCUGUGGAAUAAGAAGAUUCCCCCCUUAGUGGAGCACUUGGAAGCAAACACGGAGAAAUCCCUGUCGUCGAAGGAGUGGGAAGACAAGCUGCUUCUGCUCCUCCGGGAGACGCUGACGGCGAUUUCUGACAACGCCUGGAUUUGUCAGUUCAGCACAGAAAUGUGCAAGCAGCUGAACAGCUACAACGGCUUUCCCUCCGAGAAGAACUUCCUGUACAAGUGCAUUGGGACGGCGCUUGGGGUCUGUUCAAACAAGGAAGUGGUGCAAAAGCAGCUUCAAGAGCUGCUUGAAACAGCCAGGUACCAGGAGGAAGCAGAAAGGGAGGGACUUGCCUCCUGCUUUGGGAUCUGUGCAAUAAACCACCUGGACGAAACCCUGGCCAAGCUAGAAGACUUCGUCAAAUCCGACGUCUUCAAAAAAUCAGUGGGACUGUUCAGUAUCUUCAAGGACCGCAGUGAUAACGAAGCGGAGAAGAUAAAGAGCACCUUGAUCCUAUGCUAUGGCUACGUAGCGAGGUAUGCCCCCAAAGAGCUCGUGCUGUCCAGAAUCGAAGCUGACAUUCUCAGGAACGUCUUCCACUACUUUAACACCAGGGUUCUGGGAAUAAAGGUAGAAACCAAGGAUUUGAUGCUGAAACUGUGCCUCAUUCGGAGCAUUUGCAUGAUCAGCCAGGCCAUUUCGAGCAGCGCGCAGUCCGGCGCUUUCGUCUUCUCCCGCAAAGCCGAGCUCCUAGCUCAGAUGCUGGAGUUUAUCAAGACAGAACCUCUGGAUUUGCUGAGAACUCCUAUUCGCCAGAGAGCCAUGAUCUCCUGCACAUACCUGGUCAUACUGGAGCCUCCCCUGAGUGAGCCAGAUCACGUCGAACUGAUUGAUACCUGCCUGAGCAGCGUACUGGCCCUUCCUCCGCUGGAUGUCCUGAAGGAGAGAGAUGGGCACGUGCCAGACGCCUUGCAUAAGGAGACACUCUACCACGACACCGUCAGUGCCCUUAAGGACCUGCUGAAGAGCGUGCUGCAGAAGGACCUGACUCCCCGUGGACUGCAGAGCAUGUUUGAGCAUCUAGGCCCAUGGAUCAGGUCGAGCAAAGAGCACGAACGUGAGCGAGCGGUGGAGGUCAGUGCCACGCUGCUGGAGUUCUACCGGGACAAACUGAAUGUCAGUACUGUGGUGCCCUUCUAUAACCUCGGGGUGCUGGUUGCACUGUUCUCCCCCCGGUGUUCAGACUCCCUUGCCAGCAUUCGCCUGCAUGCUGUGGACUGCGCCUACUAUCUACUCUACAUACAGCUGUGUUAUGAAGGAUUUGCCCAGGAUUACAGAGAUGAGGUGGUUGAGAGGCUGAAAGACUUGAAGAAAGGCCUGGAAGAUCCUGACUUCACCAUUCUCUUCAAUACCUGCUACAACAUUGCCAUGGUGAUUGGGAAGCGCCUCCCACCGGACCAGCUGAUGAGCCUUCUGCUCAUGAUGUUUGAAGGGCUGGCGGAUCCCGAUCAGAACUGCUCUCGAGCUGCGGCUGUCAUGAUCAACGCCAUCCUGAAGGAGCGUGGAGGGGUGUUACUGGAAAAGGUGCCCGUGAUCAUGGCUCUGAUUCACAGCAAGCUGCAGGAGGUGGAUGAGGAGCACUUAAGGAAGGCCGCUCAGCAGACGGUUUACAUCCUGGCCUCCCAGCACAGGACGGCGGUGGUGUCCAGCCUGCUGGGCAGCUCCCUGCCCUUUGACAGUCACACCUGUGCCAUGUGGAAGGCGCUGGCCACGGAGCCAACCCUCACGUCUCAGAUCUUGGAGCUGCUCCUGGACAAGGUGAAUCGGGAUGUGCCGUACAAAGAGAACAAAUCCUUCCUGUUGGGGAGCACCUCUGAGCGCAUUGCCACUCCCCUCCCUCUUGCUGCCACAUGUGCUCUGCAUGAGAUCAUGUCUGCUCCGGAGUCUGGGGCAGCGGUGCUGGGGCUCUACCCGCACUUGUUUGUGGCUCUCCUGUUGCGAGUCAGCUGCACUGUGGGUGUCCAGCUACCAAAGAACCUGCAGUCCAAGGAGAGGAAGAGCGCCAGCCGGAGCCAAGGGCCCAGAAACCUGGACCCCUGCAGCUGUGCGGUGGAAGCCCUGAGCGCCAUGCUGACCCAAGGGGGCAGUGACGAGGUGGUGAAGUCCGUGGGCAGUGCGGGAGGCUGGGAGCUGAUGAAAAGCCCUGAGAGGCACCACGAUGGCAUUGCGUUGCUUGCAAGAGCGAUGGCUAAACACGCCGGCCCAAAGCUCCCUUUGAUUGCGAAGAAUCUCUUCCCGAUGCUCAACAGCGUGUAUGACAGCCAGAGGAUCACCACCACGGCCUUCGUCGCUGAGCUUCUGAACAGCAGCGUGGUGAGCGACCUGAUCCUGCUGGAGUCCAUGAUGGAUAACAUGACGGGCCGACAGAAGGACCCCUGUACGUUGGUGCGCAUGCUGGCUCUCCGGGGGCUGGGCAACAUCGCCGCUGGGUCACCGGACAAGGCCUGUAAAUUUGCUCUGCGAAUGUGUGGCCCCAACAUGGGCUGUGAGGGACUCUGUGACAUGUUCCUGAACCACCUGCACGAAGACCGCAGCCUGCAUUACGGAGAGUUCAUGAACGACGUCUGUAAGCACCUGAUGCAGAACUACCCAGAGAUGCUGAAUCGUUUGAUUUCAACCAACCUCUUCUACUUCAAAAGCAACUGGGUUGACAUUCGAGCAGCAGCGCCCAUGUUUAUCGGCUUCCUCGUUCUGCACGUGGAUGAAGAGCACUGUAAGCAGGUGGACCUGGACCAACUCCUUUGCUCUCUCAACGUGCUGCUGAAGGACCCGGCUCCCGUCGUCCGCAUGAAGGUGGCUGAGACUCUGGGCCGCCUGGUCCGGGUUGUGUGAGCAGCAGAUGGGACCUGCGGGUGCCCGGGCUCCGUGACCGCGAUCAGGUUGAUGGAUGUUCCUCCCCCCGGAGAUGCCACGUCUUCCAGUGCCCGGAACCAGUGCCUUGUGCAGCGCCACGCCUGCUGCGCCUCACUGCCCUGCCUGGAGCAGGGGCCUCGUGCGGCUUCUCCCCUAUGCAGCCUGGAGGACUCCGCCCUUCCUGGCGGCCACGGGAGGCUCCGCUGUGGCUGCUGGUUCAACCGUCACUGUCCCCGGCUCUCCGACAGCCUUUCCCGCGAUGUGCACUCACCACGGGCACUCCCUGAGCUACCACACUGGGCAAUAGGACAUGGAACUGUUCCGGGGUCAGCCCAACAUGGGAUCCACCCCCGCUGAGCGCAGCCCCUCUGGCUUGCCUGGGUCGCUGCCCUGGCACGAGAGGGGCAGGCACCAGCCCCGCUGAGGCCCCUGGUGUCAUUGCAUGUUCUAGGGCUGGUUGUCUCACACCAAUCGCUCCUAUGCAGUCACGGGGACAUGUGACUGUUACAGUCUGACUCUGGUUCGCACCGGCCUGGGCGCUGCACAGCCUGGGGUUAGAUGGGGCGCCCUGCCCUGGUGGGGUCCCUGGAUGGCCUCUGAGGACCUCCCCUCCCCUGGAUGUCCUAGGAGGGUGAGGAACCUCGGCCAUCACUGCACGUGCACCUUCCUUCCACUGUUGUUCCACGAGUGAGCCAGCGAGCUGCCCCCCGAGUCCUUGGCACUGCCCGGUGCUUCUCCCUGGGCCCCCCUGGCACAGAAGGGCCCCCGCCUGCAGCUGUGUCCGAGGGCAGCGGUGCGCGCUGAGUUCUCUGCUGGCUGAGUGGAGCUGUCCCCUCCACACGGAACGUGUAUAGAAACCAGACUGUACGUAUUUUUUAAUAAAGCUGUUUGCUUCUGGUA
This is a messenger RNA of Trachemys scripta elegans, 5523 nucleotides long. RefSeq names its product maestro heat like repeat family member 1 (gene MROH1). The record is from RefSeq and is a predicted model, not a curated record. Gene Ontology annotation, cellular component: cytoplasm. Lineage: Eukaryota; Metazoa; Chordata; Testudines; Emydidae.